AUGGCAGGGAGUUUUAAAUUUCUCCAAUUUACUAAAAUUUUUGCAUUCUCAUUUUUUGUUUGGAUAUAUCAUCACAAUUAUGAUAGAACUCAUAAUAGUUCAGUUGAUGGUAUACAAGAAUUAAACCAGGCAUUAUAUUUAAGAACAAGUCGAUUAUUAUAUAAGUGUAAUACAGAAAGUGAAUCAAAUGGUGAGAUUUCAGAUAUGAAAACCAAAAAUUUUGAUAAAAAAAACAAAGAUAAUAAACCUGCUAUUUUUAAACGCUUCGACUCCUACUGUGAAAAUAAAAUAUUCGAUAGACUUAAUGCCAUAUAUAAUGUUGAAGAUGACAAAAGUAUUGAACUCAAAACAAAAAAAACAUCAGCAUGCAGAGAUAUCUUUAUAUUGUUGGCUUUACCUAUUGUUAUAAAUCUGUCGUGUGUUGCUACUUCUUCAGCAGUGAGAAAUAAUAUACCCCAAUGUUCAUAUGGCGCAAUAGUCCCCGUUUUUAUAUCUUUUCUCGUGCUUAUAUAUGUUUUUAUAAAAACCUUAAAAUUUCUUAUUUUACAAGAAAAAAAGGAUGGACAUAGUCUAAGUGAUUAUUUUUUAGCUUUCAAAAAGUUAUUUUAA
Messenger RNA from Plasmodium gonderi, 609 nucleotides. Its product is annotated as Plasmodium exported protein, unknown function. Lineage: Eukaryota; Apicomplexa; Aconoidasida; Haemosporida; Plasmodiidae. The record is from RefSeq and is a predicted model, not a curated record. The transcript has 2 exons. Bases 1 to 609 code for a protein of 202 amino acids.